Danio rerio (zebrafish) is the source of this 3761-nucleotide messenger RNA. The record is from RefSeq and is a predicted model, not a curated record. Lineage: Eukaryota; Metazoa; Chordata; Actinopteri; Cypriniformes; Danionidae.
UCUUCUGGAAUCCGGACCUCCAGGAACAAGUUUGGGGAUCCCUGAUGUAAAAUUAUCCAUUAAACUGCCCUACCCAACCCUAAAAUCAAGCUUCACUGGAUGUUUUAGGGUAAACUGUUCCUUUAAGAAAAAUCAAAAAUGCCUUACUUGGUGAACAUCGCCCUCUACUGCUAUCCUGACACGACUAAAAGUGCUCCUCGAUGCAUGAUAAUAACUCAAAUCAAAUAAAAAAAAAUCACACGGCACUUUCCCUUCUCAAUUAAAGCAUUAAAAAACAAAACAAACCGGUUACUAAGGCUUCAGUAAUGAGCCACAAAACAUUCAACGGUCAUUCAGUUCAAGCAAUUCCUGAGUGGGCAGUGGCUGGCUGAACCAAACAAAGCUCCUCUGUGACACUUAGUAAACUGCAGCGCUUUCCCUUUAGUAAAUACACGAGGGUGGUUCACUUUUUUCCACUGUUCAUAAUUUAGCAUGUUUUGGGCAAUAAUCAGACAAUGCAGUAGGGUAACAUUUUUUGGGCAGUUUGACAAUACCACGACAUGCUUUAUUUUUGUGAACCACAUGAUGGCGCUGGAUCUUAAAUACAAAGAGCGUCACAUAGUUCAACAGACUGUUUGCAAGGCUGAAGAGAGUGAUUAGUACAAUGAAAUGAAGAGCGAAUGUUGACCUUUCUUCUCAAGAAUUAUUGUGAACAUCCAAUACUACAACGUCAAGUUAGAAACGCUGACACAGCCGUUGUUACCUUUCAUGAAUACAUCAAAUGUGGACGCUAGUUAAGAAAUAGGCUAAAUGAAAAAGAGUUUCCACAAAAUGGUUCAACAAAUAUCCCACAAAACUGCUAAAUAAGGGGUUAUUUUGAAUCCAAUUAGCAUUUAAGAUGGCCAAUGUUGACUAGUUGGAGUAAAGUUGAAAAAUAACAGUUGAAGUCAUAGUUUAAAUAGAUAAAAUUGAUGAGCAUUCUCUGUAAAAAAAAAAAAAAUGUAAAUAAUAAUUAUUUGAAGAAUGUGCACAUGUGCAUUGCCAUGCUCAAACAAGUUUAAUAAAGCAAAUUGAAAGUAACCAGGCAAAUUUCCCGGAAAAAUGAGUCCUAAAAGUUCCAGAUUACUCACCCAUUCAUGUUGUCAGAAAGCUUGGGACCAAGUCGACUAAAGUCCUUUUUAAGGGAGGAUUAACCAGCAUGGAUCUAUCAGAAUUUAUUUAACAAACAUAUUAGGCUACUAAAAGGGCAACGCCAUUAAAUACUUUUCAAAUUGACUCAACUUUUAACUUUUUAACCUAAUCAACUUUUUAAAUUUCAAACACUUCAAUUCAAAUUCAGACUGAAGGUACAGUGACAGUAAAGUACUGGAAUAUGAUUCUUUAGUCCAGCUUGAGCCCACUUGGUAAAUUAAAUAAAUUCAUCACACUGUGGGAUUUGGAUGACAAUAGGUGAGCUUACAACACAAACACAUGCACACAGAUCAGGAAUGUGAAUUAUGUCUUGGUCAGAAUGGGCAGAGUAGAUUGUGAUUGGCUGAGGGGUCUGUCAGCAUCGGGUUUUGAAGCUUGUGGUCAGAUUAGAUGAGAGAAUAAGAGUGCUGUGGUAGUGAAAAGAGGGACUAAGAUAGCAGGAAGAGUUCGCUUUAAAAUCUUGAGAAAAACCGCCAUGACUCUCACUGAGAUUAUCUUCGUCUUGACUGGGACUUGCGCCAUCCUGGUUUUUGGAGGGAAAAUAGCUAGCCUUAUUAUGAUGCUCAUCACGAAGCUCUUCUGUCCUCUUCCUGAGGCUUUUUUCACCUCUCUGGGGAAAUGGGCAGUGAUCACUGGAGGCUCAGAUGGAAUAGGAAGAGCGUAUGCAGAAGAGCUUUCGAAACAAGGGAUGAGUGUGAUCAUCAUCAGCAGAAAUCAAGAGAAGCUUGACAGAGCUGCCAAAAAGAUCGAGCUCAAUACAGGAGGGAAAGUCAAAGUAAUAGCUGCUGACUUCACCAAAGAUGAUAUUUACGGACACAUUACAGAAAACAUCGAGGGAUUGGAUAUUGGCGUGUUAGUGAACAAUGUCGGGAUUCUGCCCAGCCAAAUACCCUGCAAGCUCCUUGAAACAUCUGACUUGGAAGAAAGAAUAUAUGACAUUGUCAACUGCAAUGUAAAGUCCAUGGUUAAGAUGUGCAGAAUUGUACUACCAGGAAUGCAGCAGAGAAGAAGAGGAGUCAUUCUGAAUGUGUCUUCUGGAAUAGCCAAAAUACCAUGUCCCAUUUACACCUUGUAUGCAGCAUCAAAGGUUUUUGUUGAGAGAUUUUCACAAGGUCUUCAAGCUGAAUAUAUAUCCAAGGGUAUUAUUAUUCAGACAGUGGCUCCAUUUGGGGUUUCAACCGCAAUGACAGGACAUCAGAAGCCAGAUAUGGUCACAUUCACGGCUGAGGAGUUUGUGAGAAGUUCGCUGAAGUACCUGAAGACUGGUGACCAAACGUAUGGCAGCAUCACUCAUACUUUACUGGGCAGGAUCGUGCAGUCCAUUCCUACCUGGGUCCUGCAGAGUGAAACAUUUCAGCAUCACUUUCAGGAAUAUGUGAAGAACAGGGACAGAAGAUGAGAGAUGGCAUUCUCCGACUUUAUACUGUAUAUAGUAUUGCACAUUUGAUAUGUGUGUUUCUUUGCACUAAUUAAAACUGUGUGUAAAAAAAAAACGUAAGACUGGAAAAGAAAAAUGACAGGCCUCUGUUUUUCCAUGGUCCUUCAAAAUAUGCUAAAUCAGUGUUGAUAAUGGAAUCAUUAUUAAUGGUAAUCAUAUCAGCAGACUGGAGAUAGAGGAGUAGUACUGACCUUGAUAACAUUAACGGAAGGUCAGUUUCACAAAGGCCAAAUCACAGAGUCAGACAUGUGACCUUGUUGUUGUUUUUAUUAUGUUUUCUUCCAGAUUAGAACGUGUUAAGGCUUAUAUAUUUUCAAACCAUGGUUGCAUUGCAAACAACAUCCAAAAAACACAUAUUUGGCGCCACGCAGUGGUUAAAUUUGGUUAAAUCAUCUUUAAAAGCUGAUGAAAUGAAAUGUAAUAAUUUUGUCAUUACACUGUAAAAACAAAAACAAAACAAAAAAAUAAUAAAAAUAAAUAAAUGGGUUCCACACAAUUAAUUUGUGUUGGGGCAAAAUGAAAAAAAAAUUAAGCUAAGUUAUUAUUAUUAUUAUUAUUUUUAUUUUAUUUUUUUACAAAUUUAAGUUGAUUGAAUAUGAAACAAUUAAGUAGCCAACCCCUCAAAAAUUGUGUUGUUUAAGUUCAAUUUAAAUAGGUAGUAUGAACAAACAGCAAAGUGAAAGCCAGUAUUUUACUUUCAUGUGAUUAAAUUCUCUGUAGCCACUUGAGGAAAAUGCAAACCCUUUUUGUGUAGUUAAUUAUAUUAUUAUUGUAUACCAACAUAUCAUAAAGGAAAAAAGGAUUUGAAGAAUGACAUUAGAAAAAAGAAAUUCUAAAUCACUUGAAAUUUUCAAUGCUAAAUAAAUUUUAUCUACAUUUAAAUAAAUUGGCACUUUUAAAACACAACAUUAAUUAUAACAUGAUAAAGUUAAAUUCUGGCGAUUCAUUCCGCUGUGGCGACUCCUGAUUAAUAAAGGGACUAAGCCGAAAAGAAAAGGAAUGAAUGAAAGUUAAAUAUUAAUAACAUAAAAGUUUCCACCAAUGGGUGUAAUGUUGAAAUAUUCAGUAUACAUUCUGUUGUUGGCUCAAAUAUAAAGACUUUAAUUUUUCUAGUCUUUGAAGUCACAGAAUUAAAUGACUUAUUGAUUCAAAA